AUGAUUCUGCUGAAGAUGAAGGAGACAGCCGAGGCCUACUUGGGCACCAAGGUGAAUGAUGCAGUCGUCACGGUGCCGGCCUACUUCAACGAUUCUCAGCGCCAAGCCACCAAGGAUGCUGGAACGAUUUCCGGCAUGAAUGUGCUGCGCAUCAUCAACGAGCCAACUGCCGCGGCCAUUGCAUAUGGCCUGGACAAGAAGGGCAGCGGUGAGAGGAACGUGCUCAUCUACGACAUGGGUGGCGGCACCUUCGAUGUGUCGCUGCUGACCAUUGAGGAUGGCAUCUUUGAGGUCAAGGCCACUGCAGGAGACACUCACUUGGGAGGUGAGGAUUUUGACAAUCGAGUAGUGGACUUUUGCAUGCAGGACUUCAAGCGCAAGAACCGUGGAAAGGACUUGGCGGGCAACCAGCGAGCCAUCCGCCGACUGCGCACGCAGUGUGAGCGUGCCAAGAGGACCCUGUCCUCAUCCACGCAGGCCACCAUUGAGAUUGACUCCCUCUUUGAGGGCAUUGACUACAGCUGCUCCUUGUCUCGGGCACGCUUUGAGGAGCUGUGCAUGGACUACUUCCGUAACUCCAUGGGCCCUGUGGAGAAGUGCCUCAAGGACUCAGGCAUCGACAAGAAGAGCGUGCACGACGUGGUGCUGGUGGGUGGCUCCACGCGCAUCCCCAAGGUGCAGUCCAUGAUCCAGGAGUUCUUCAACGGCAAGGAGCCAAACAGGUCCAUCAACCCAGAUGAGGCUGUGGCAUAUGGCGCGGCGGUGCAGGCUGCUAUCCUGACUGGCGAGGGCUCAUCCCAAGUGCAGGAUCUCCUGCUUUUGGAUGUGACGCCGCUCUCCAUGGGCUUGGAGACCGCAGGUGGUGUGAUGACCAAGUUGAUUGAGCGCAACACAACCAUCCCGACCAAGAAAGCGCAGACCUUCACGACCUACGCGGACAACCAGCCGGGUGUGUUGAUCCAAGUGUUCGAGGGUGAGCGCGCCAUGACCAAGGACAACAAUUUGCUAGGCAAGUUCCACCUGGAUGGCAUUCCUCCGGCUCCCCGAGGUGUGCCACAGAUUGAGGUGACCUAUGACAUCGAUGCCAACGGAAUCUUGAACGUGAGCGCCUCCGACAAGUCCACUGGAAAGUCCAACCAGAUCACCAUCACCAAUGAGAAGGGCCGGCUGUCGCAGUCGGAGAUCGAUCGUAUGGUGCAAGAGGCAGAGAAGUUCCGUGCCGAGGAUGAGGCCAACAAGCAGAAGAUCGAGGCCAAGAACGGCUUGGAGAAUUACUGCUUCACCAUGCGCAACACCUUGAACGAGGAGAAGCUGAAGGACAAGUUCGAGGGCGGUGAUAAGGAGAAGAUCGAGUCUGCAGUGCAAGAGACCCUGGACUGGCUGGACAAGAACCAGUUGGCUGAGAAAGACGAGUUUGAGGCCAAGCAGAAGGAGCUGGAGGGCGUUGUGAACCCCAUCAUGAUGAAGGUGUACCAGGCUGCCGGCGGCGGUGACAUGCCAGAAGGUGGCAUGCCAGGUGGUGGCAUGGGUGGCGCUCCUGGCGGCAACAGCGGCCCCACCGUCGAGGAGGUGGACUAA
This is a messenger RNA of Effrenium voratum, 1578 nucleotides long. The record is from the annotation of a GenBank genome assembly. Lineage: Eukaryota; Dinophyceae; Suessiales; Symbiodiniaceae.